Messenger RNA from Naegleria lovaniensis, 1161 nucleotides. RefSeq lists its product as uncharacterized. NCBI's taxonomy places the organism in Eukaryota, Heterolobosea, Eutetramitea, Acrasida, Naegleriidae. Gene Ontology annotation, cellular component: cytosol. Gene Ontology annotation, molecular function: S-(hydroxymethyl)glutathione dehydrogenase [NAD(P)+] activity; zinc ion binding. The transcript has 6 exons. The coding region runs from base 1 to 1161 and encodes 386 amino acids. The record is from RefSeq and is a predicted model, not a curated record. Gene Ontology annotation, biological process: formaldehyde catabolic process.
AUGUCUGAAUCUUCAACUGCUGGAAAGCCAAUUGAAUGCAAGGCUGCUGUUUGUUGGGCUCCAAAUCAACCACUCUCAUUAGAAACUGUUACCGUUGCUCCACCAAAGAAGGGUGAAGUUAGAGUAAAAUUGUUGUGUACUGCUUUGUGCCACACUGAUGUUUACACUUGGUCUGGAAGUGAUCCAGAAGGUAUUUUCCCAACAAUUUUGGGACAUGAAGGUGUUGGUGUUGUUGAAAGCGUCGGAGAGGGUGUUGAGAGUGUUAAAGUUGGCGAUACAGUCAUUCCAUGCUACACCCCACAAUGUAAAGAAUGCAAGUGGUGCAAGAGUCCAAAGACCAAUUUGUGCCAAAAGAUUAGAGCUACUCAAGGAAGGGGUUUGAUGCCUGAUGAAACUUCAAGAUUCACUUGCAAGGGACAAACUGUGUAUCACUUUAUGGGUACUUCAACUUUCUCUGAGUACACUGUCCUUCCUGAAAUUGCUUGUGCCAAGAUUAAUCCAAAUGCUCCAAAAGCAGGUGCUUGCUUGUUUGGAUGUGGCUUGACCACUGGUUUGGGCGCAGCCUUGAACACUGCCAAAGUGGAACCUGGAUCAAAUUGUGUUGUUUUUGGGUUGGGCGCAGUUGGUCUUGCUACCAUUCUUGGCUGUAAGAAGGCUGGUGCUGCCAAGAUUGUUGGUAUUGACAUUAAUGAUGCAAAAUUUGAGGUUGCCAAGAAGUUUGGUGCCACUGAUUUCAUUAACCCAAAUAAGGUUGAUGAUGUUGUGAAGGCCAUUGUUGACUUGACUGACGGAGGUGCUGACUUUUCUUUCGAAUGUGUUGGUAACGUCAAACUCAUGAGACAAGCCUUAGAAUGUUGCCACAAAGGUUGGGGAGUUAGUACCAUUAUUGGAGUUGCUGCUGCUGGUCAAGAGAUUUCUACUCGUCCAUUCCAAUUGGUGACUGGUAGAGUUUGGAAAGGUACAGCAUUCGGUGGAUAUAAAUCAAGAGACUCUGUGCCUCAACUCGUCGAAGAUUACAUGAAGGGUGAAAUCGAUGCUGAUGCUUUCAUCACUCAUCACUUUGACUUUGAAGAUAUUAAUCAAUCAUUUGAGGCUCUUAAGUCUGGAAAUUGUUUGAGAGCAGUCAUGUACUAUGACAAGACGAUCAAGCCAAAACAAUAA